Ananas comosus (pineapple) is the source of this 1335-nucleotide messenger RNA. Its product is annotated as eukaryotic translation initiation factor 3 subunit I-like. Gene Ontology annotation, cellular component: eukaryotic translation initiation factor 3 complex, eIF3m; cytoplasm. The transcript is spliced from 9 exons. Gene Ontology annotation, biological process: cytoplasmic translational initiation. NCBI's taxonomy places the organism in Eukaryota, Viridiplantae, Streptophyta, Magnoliopsida, Poales, Bromeliaceae. The record is from RefSeq and is a predicted model, not a curated record. Bases 86 to 1066 code for a protein of 326 amino acids. Gene Ontology annotation, molecular function: protein binding; translation initiation factor activity; RNA binding.
UUCGUUAUUAGGGUUAGGGUUUUUGGAUCUUCGUUCCCCGCGAGAGGAAGAGGAAGAGGAAGAAGAGGGGGGAGAGGCGGGAGAGAUGAGGCCGAUACUGAUGAAGGGGCAUGAGCGGCCCCUGACGUUUCUGAGGUACAACAGGGAGGGGGAUCUCCUCUUCUCCUGCGCCAAAGACCACACGCCCACCGUGUGGUUCGCCGAUAAUGGCGAGCGACUCGGCACCUACCGCGGCCACAAUGGCGCCGUUUGGUGCUGCGACGUCUCCCGCGAUUCAACUCGCCUAAUUACGGGCAGUGCUGAUCAGACAGUAAAGCUGUGGGAUGUUCAGACCGGAGCCCAACUGUAUUCGUUUAAUUUUGAUUCCCCGGCCAGGGCUGUGGAAUUUUCUGUCGGCGAUAAGCUUGCCGUUAUCACCACAGAUCCGUUCAUGGGGAAUCCGUCCACCAUCCAAGUCAAACAAAUUGCCAAAGAUUCUAGUCAACAGACUAGUGAAUCUGUUCUUACAAUUAAGGGACCUCAGGGAAGAAUCAAUAGAGCUGUUUGGGGGCCGCUCAAUAAGACCAUAAUAAGCGGUGGUGAAGAUGCAGUGUUACGUAUUUGGGACUCUGAGACCGGAAAGCUUUUGAAGGAAGCAGAUCAGGAGUCCGGCCAUCAGAAAACAAUAACUUCACUAUCAAAAUCUGCAGAUGGUUCUCAUUUCCUCACAGGCUCCCUGGAUAAAACCGCUAAGCUGUGGGAUGCAAGGACGCUGACUCUUCUGAAGACGUAUGCGAGUGAACGCCCUGUCAAUGCUGUAGCAAUAUCUCCCCUCCUUGAUCAUGUUGUGAUUGGUGGUGGUCAAGAAGCCUCACAUGUCACGACGACUGAUCGUCGUGCAGGUAAAUUUGAGGCCAAGUUUUUUCACAAGAUUCUGCAAGAAGAAAUUGGGGGUGUGAAGGGCCAUUUUGGACCAAUAAAUUCUUUGGCGUUCAAUCCUGAUGGAAGAAGCUUUUCGAGCGGCGGUGAAGAUGGUUAUGUUAGGCUGCAUCAUUUUGACCCUGACUAUUUCAACAUAAAGAUGUGAGUGAGUGAGUGAAAAUGCAAAUUACAUUCUUGAUAGCGAACAGACAAGUGAAGAACCGUCAUUUGCCGUGUGGUAGUUUGAAGUAUCGAACUUUUUGUCUUUAUACUUAUGUAAUAAGCCCUGUUCUUUGGACUUUGUUGAAUUUUGUACAUGUAAAGAAUUUCUAGUGAGCUUCUACUUCAUGUUUUGGUCAUGUUGCUUCUUGAAAUUCUUCAGAAUAUUACCUGCUGCGAGUUUGCACCGUUAAAGAAAUUCCACUUAUUGGAACA